Molecule: messenger RNA, 3682 nt
Organism: Haemorhous mexicanus (house finch)
Lineage: Eukaryota; Metazoa; Chordata; Aves; Passeriformes; Fringillidae
Gene: GNB3
Product: G protein subunit beta 3
Exons: 11
Coding region: 1800-2822 (340 amino acids)
Biological process (GO): G protein-coupled receptor signaling pathway
Cellular component (GO): cytoplasm; heterotrimeric G-protein complex
Molecular function (GO): protein binding; signaling receptor complex adaptor activity
Source: RefSeq, a predicted model, not a curated record
AAGGGAGAGCAAGAGAGAAAGUCUGCUGUGACGUGGCUAAUGUGGAAAGGGUGAGGAGUGCCUUUAAGAAAAAGCACUGUACACUCACGUUUCCCUGUAGCGAGACCUCUCUUUUUUUUGUUUUCAUUUUUUUUUCCCCUUUCCAUGCACUAAAUUGUCCCUGAAAGCAGAAGAGAGAUUUUGUUUAUCAUUUUCCACCCUGAUAGAAAGACAAUCUGCUGUCACUGCCCAAGGGAUUAGUGUCCCGAGAUGGGAUUAUAUUGUAGCCAAAUAGGAAUUGAAUGGGGUGGAUGCGGAGUAUCUAAAAGAGCAGUGACCCUUUUCCUGGGAGGCAUUAGAGCAAGAGAUCAAUCUGUGGUCAUGACAUACUCAAGCCUUGAUGAGUUGUGCAUGGAGAACCCAGGUGCAGUUCAAGUGGAAGAAAUCUUUAGAGCAGGGCCGGUGGUGUAAGAGGUGGGUGAGUGAUCCCCUUGUCACUGUUGGCACAGGGCCCCUGCUCCAUGGGAAGGGAAGUCCUUCCUUAAUCUGAAUCCUGAUGCUUCUUAACAUGCAGGCUUGGGAAACCUGUGUUGGCAACCCUUUUGCUUCCCAUCCCCUCCCCAGGGUCACAGGAAAACGUUUGAUGGUGUGCAUCUCAAAUUCCCUCUCCCUGGCGAGGGGUCUGUCACAUCCCAGCGCCCCCAUGUCCAUCCCAAUGAUUCGUGGGGGCUGCUGGGUGGUUCCUGGUUGAUGAGGACACGUUGUGGGGUGAGGGACCAGUGUCCACAUCUCUGGUGGCCUGGGUGAUUAGACUGAUGGCCUCCUGACGUCAGAUGAGAUCCGUUAAAAGGUAUUUAUCUCAGGCUUGGGCCAAAGCCGCGGGAGAGAUUAAAAGAGAUUGAGGCCAAGAUAAUCCCCUCGCAGCAUCCCACUAAAGUGGCUGCCAAAAGGCAUGCCACCAAAUCUUUUGCCACCCCUGGCCCCUGUGCCCAGUUCUGUUUUCCCCAUCCAGAGCCCCGUUUGCAGCCGAGAGAGGAUGUGGUGGCCCUGCCAUUGGUUUUCCCUUUGCAGGCCCUCUCUGGAGGCAUCAUCCCUCUUUCCGCCCUGCCUGGGACACGAGUGGCAUGCUGUCCCUGGGAAAACAGGAACUCCUGUGACUGUGAGCCUUCCAGCUCCCCAUGGGGAGAUCAGUCCUGGGAGAGGCUGAGGAGCAGAGAGGGAGCGAGGGACUCGCUGGGUGGACAAACGGGACUGCCUGGAGACUGCAGAGGUACGAGGGACUAUUGGGCAGUGAGGAGCCAUUCUCAGCAAGGGAGGCAGGCUGUGAGGGUCCCAUCCAGAGGGCACUGCAACCCACCUUGCUCUACAGAUCCCGGUAAGUUUGCCGCCUUGCAGUGCCUGAGGUCACCUUGGUGAACCUGGCAUUGGGACCCUGAGUUUCUUGGAGUGAUUAUGUGGGGAGCCUUUGAACAAGGGCUCAUCCCAUCAGAGGAUGAGGGAGGGUAAGAUCAUGGAAAGGAGUUGGGGUUAGCACUGAGGUGUCUUUACAGUGGUGAGGGGGCUUUGUACUGGGAUGGGGUUGCUUGUUCCCUUCUUGGCAGGUAAAUCUCACUGGUUUCCAGGCUGGAGCAGGAGGGUAACACCUCCCCUGAGCGAUCUGGUACUCGCUGCCUGUACACUGCCCUGCACUCCCAGUGCACCCUGUGCACACCUCUUUGCAGCUGGCUGCUGUUCUGGCUGGAGAAGGAGCCUCAGAAAGCAAGGAGCAGAGCAGGAAUCCAGGCUGCCCCAGGUGGAGGAGCCACCCCUAGGUCAGAAAGAUGGGGGAAAUGGAACAGAUGAAGCAGGAGGCUGAGCAGCUGAAGAAGCAGAUUGCGGAUGCCCGGAAAGCCUGCGCAGACACAACGCUCGCUCAGAUUGUGUCUGGAAUGGAGGUUGUUGGACGCAUCCAGAUGCGGACCCGAAGGACCCUGCGGGGACACCUGGCCAAGAUCUACGCCUUGCACUGGUCCACAGACUCCAAACUUAUGGUCAGUGCCUCACAAGACGGGAAACUGAUUGUGUGGGACACAUACACAACUAACAAGGUUCAUGCCAUCCCUUUGCGUUCUUCCUGGGUCAUGACCUGUGCCUAUGCCCCCUCCGGCAAUUUUGUGGCCUGUGGAGGCCUUGACAACAUGUGCUCCAUCUACAGCCUCAAGUCUCGUGAAGGCAACGUCAAAGUGAGCAGGGAGCUCUCAGCCCAUACAGGAUACCUCUCCUGCUGCCGAUUUCUUGAUGACAACAAUAUUGUGACUAGCUCUGGAGAUACCACAUGCGCGCUCUGGGACAUUGAGACGGGGCAGCAGAAGACCGUGUUCAUUGGUCACACUGGAGACUGCAUGAGCUUGGCCGUCUCCCCUGACUUCAAACUCUUCAUCUCCGGGGCUUGUGAUGCCACUGCCAAACUGUGGGACGUGCGGGAGGGCUCCUGCCGCCAGACCUUCUCAGGGCACGAGUCCGACAUCAACGCCAUCUCCUUCUUCCCUAACGGCGAGGCCAUCUGCACGGGCUCCGACGACGCCACGUGCCGCCUCUUCGACCUGCGGGCGGACCAGGAGCUGAUCAUGUACUCCCACGAGACCAUCAUCUGCGGCAUCACCUCCAUCGCCCUCUCCCGCAGCGGCCGCCUCCUCUUUGCUGGCUACGACGACUUCAACUGCAACAUCUGGGACUCCCUGAAAGCAGAGCGUGUGGGAAUCCUUUCUGGCCACGACAACAGAGUGAGCUGCCUGGGGGUGACAGCGGAUGGCAUGGCUGUUGCCACUGGCUCCUGGGACAGUUUCCUCAAGAUUUGGAACUGAGGAAGGCAGCAGAGAGAGGAAGAGCAGCAGAAGCAUGGCCCACAGCUAAACAGCACCAUCAGCUGAGCACAACAGAAAUGCCUACCUACCACUCCCACUUGUCUCUAGACACAGGUCACUUGUAGGAGUCUCCCAGAGUGAAAGGAGAUCAGGGAGGAGAAGCAGGGGGAGCUGGGGAGCAGGAGCACAGGCACUGGCCCUUCUCUCCAUCUCUAAACAGCCCCAGCAGUUUCCAGCCUUGUGCAGGCUUGAAGACCUGUUCUUUAUGUCUCAGGACUUUGCAGUACAAUUCAGACACCCUGCACCUUCCUUCAAACAUCUCUACCCACACUGGUACCCCUCCUCCUCCUCCUUCAGAGGACCUCUCAUGCAACACUCACCCCAGACUAAGCUCUCUCCCUGUUUUAACUCUACCUAACUUCUCUGUGCAGCUGUCCUGUAUCCUUGCAGACAGCCUCAGAGACACACUGGAUUUGAGAUUUCUAUGGCACCACCUCAAAGAUAAAGCUAGAGUAAAUUUGGCUCAUUUUCAUGGGGGAACACUUAGCUCAAGUCCUAUCUAUGCAUAAAGGGGGGAAAGGCAGCCUUCAGACCUGCCAGAAUAGCAGGGAAUAUAUUUAUUAUUUUCUUAGUUCAAGUCUUAUCUAUGCAUAAAUGGCAGAAAGGUAGCCCUCAAGACCUGCCAGAAUAUCAGGGAAUAUUAUAUUUAUUCUUAUUUGUUGUCUGCUUCUUGCUGUUCCUUCCCUCUUUGCCUCACUCCUGCAUUGUGUGGUGACCCUGUCUAACCAGUAGCCAUCAGCCCAUGUUUUCAAGUCUGUUUAGAUCUUCAUAGCCCAGGCAAAUAAAGAAAGCUCACAGAA